This is a messenger RNA of Colletotrichum graminicola M1.001, 3909 nucleotides long. RefSeq names its product RhoGAP domain-containing protein. The record is from RefSeq and is a predicted model, not a curated record. Gene Ontology annotation, molecular function: phosphatidylinositol binding. NCBI's taxonomy places the organism in Eukaryota, Fungi, Ascomycota, Sordariomycetes, Glomerellales, Glomerellaceae. The coding region runs from base 1 to 3909 and encodes 1302 amino acids. The transcript has a single exon. Gene Ontology annotation, cellular component: cytoplasm. Gene Ontology annotation, biological process: regulation of GTPase activity; signal transduction.
AUGUCCACCUCUGGGGGCUCGGCCGCUGCUGUGCGGGCGAAGCCUAGCAAAGGGGCCCCGCGCAACUCUUCCAUGGACUCUGCCAUCUCAGCCAUCUCGACAAAGUCGCAGUCCCAAAAGGGCGCUACUGGGAGCCAGUCUGACCCCACAGACAUUGCAGCGCUUAUCAAAACUGCGGGCAGUCCGGAGGCGGUAAUUCAGUACCUUUUGAAAGAAAAGCAGUCCCAGUCACAACAAAACGCACAACUAUGGCGCCUCGUCGACAAGCAGAGAGCCAUGAUCCUAGGUCUCAAUAAGGAUCUGGAGCGAGCGUUGAAAGACAAGGAGAAGUACAGAAAGAAGUUGAAGGAAGUCAUGUCAACAUCGGAACACACAGGGCCAGGCGAAUCCAAAACCGCCAGCAAAGUUCUCAAAAUGCCCAUGGGCAAAGGCAUCCCGGCAAUCGAUGUCAGCGCCCCCAAGGAGCGACCGGUCACGGCACCGGAUUCUCCUACCUUGGACUCUGACAGCCAGAAGCACUCGCCCGUGGACAUGGCUAUGGCGCCCUACCCGAUCACACCCCCGGCAGACCAGCCGAACGGGCCCCCGUCAGCCGUGGGUGCAUUGUUGGACCCAUCGCACGAGAUGCCCAAAGCACAUGAGCAUGCCUACGAUCGAUUUAACCACGAUGCAGAGGAACGCGCCGCGGACAUGGCUCGGAGGGAGCUCGAAGCCGAAGACCUGGCGGAUAUUCCGAUUAACCUGGGUCUCCCACCAUCCCGAAGCCCGCCAAGCCAACCUCCAAGCAUGCCUCCGCCAAAGCCACCGCUGGCCUCUGAGGCUGUAACUAAAUCGGAUGAAGGCCUCUCACAGUUCCCGGUGCCCCCGCCGCGCAAACCCCCACCAGCACCUUUACAGCUCCAGGAUCAGACUCAGCCCGGCCGCGACGACGAAGACAGCGAAUCCGACUUCGAUGACCUUUUGGAAGUGAACGAAGUCUUGACCGAGCGACGCGGCCGACGUAGGACGCGCGAGGAGGAUGACCAUGACAGAGAAAUCUUGGCUUUGAAGGAGGCCGAAAGGAGGAGCUUGUCGAAGAAGAGCCAAACCGGCACGUCGACACAUGCGAACCUGGAUGCCCCUACUGAAUUGCCUCCAAGCCCCGUGAAGCAGAUGCAGGGUAAAAAUGUUCCCGCGUCACUGGGCGAGGCUUUGAGCGUCAGCAACCUCGAGGCCCCGCUCCUUAGCCCUGGCUUGCCCUCCAGCCCCCGUCCACCAGGGCUUAUGUCGACAGACAGCCCGGCAGCCAGUAUCUCAUCGUUCCCUGCGGCGUCCUUGUCGCCCCGGCCACCACGUCAGCCGAUUCCUCUUCCUCCGGGCCACUCUCUACAAACCUCAGCGGAGGCCACGGAGCCCAAGGUUCCCCAACCCCUGGUUCUUGUCAAGCAGGGAUGGGACUCGGCCAGCGAUAAGAGCCGUGGAAGCCCGACCGAACGCGGCCGCAUCUUCAAGGGAUUCGUCACCGAAGAAUACCCUGACCUACUCCUUCCGCCCAACGUUCUGCCUACAAUCAUAGUCAAGGUUGCUUCCUCACGCAUGAAGCCGUCACGAGCAAGUUUGAUGUCUUUGACACAGCUGGAAGAAGAUCCCGUCUUUACUCUUGCCGUAUUCUCGCGAUCCGAGCCUGGUGAGCUUUGGCGCGUAGAGAAGGACUCGGCGUCCCUCGCCAAACUGGACCAGAGAUUGAAACAAUGCUUAGCGUUUACUGCAAAGACACCUGAGAGGUCGCUGUUUAACGGUCACGCGCCCGCCAAGCUUGACGCUCGGCGGAUCGCUCUGGACCAUUACUUGGAAGAGCUUUUGGACACGCCGCUAGAUACCGCGAGCGCUCUCGAGCUUUGCAGGUACCUGUCAACUCAUACCCUCCCUCCCAACCCCGAUGACGCUGGUUCCAUGGAGAGCAUGGUCGAAGCCAAGGCCAAUUCGGGACCGGGCGGCCGUCCCUUCAGAACCGGCUAUCUCACCAAGAGAGGGAAGAACUUUGGCGGCUGGAAGGCCCGCUUUUUCGUUCUUGAUGGCCCUCACCUGAAGUAUUACGAAACCCCGGGAGGCGCCCACCUCGGCACAAUCAAACUGCCCAGUGCACAAAUCGGCAAGCAAUCCCAAAGCAACGAGAACCAGUCGCCUCAACCGUCAGCCAACUCGGACGACACGGACAACCAGUACCGCCACGCAUUCCUGAUUCUAGAGCCCAAGAAAAAGGACUCGAGCAGCCAUGUGAAGCACGUGCUCUGCGCCGAGAACGACAAGGAAAGGGACCAAUGGGUCGAUGCCUUGCUCAGAUGGAUCGAUUACAAGGACCCUGAAGAGGAUGAGAGCCACGCUGCGAAGCAGCAUGCACAGGAUCGUCCAGGUACGGGCACGGCAGAGCGCGCCGAGAAGAAGAAGCAGCAGCGAUACAAGAAGACGGCCUCACAGCACCAGCCUUCUGACUCCGACCUCAUAGGGGUUAGGUAUGACGCUACAUCCCAAGGGGAUCUCCCCCACCACGGCGGGCCUGGACGGCCCAGACAGGCCGGCCACAUGCCAGAGAGCCACCAUCCCUCCGAGACGAUGGCGAUGUCUAACCAGCCGCCUAUGAUCUCCGCCCCGCGAGACCCUCAAGUCAUUGCAGACACCGCUCAGUGGGGCAACAAGGCUGGUGGAGGACUCGCCGUCCCAGCCAGCGAGGAGAAGAAGAUCAAAAAACGCAGCUUCUUCGGCUUUGGUGCCAAGGCAAGAUCCUCGUCCGACGGCCAAGACUCGUUAUUCGGCGGAAGCGAGUUAGGGUCCUCGACGCCCCCUCAAGGUGGCUACCAGGGACCCAUUCGUCAGGCCUUUGGCGCGCCGUUGGCCGAGGCGGUUCGCUUCAACCCUCCUGUCGAUGUCAACGUCCCGCUGCCGGCAGUUGUAUACCGCUGCAUCCAGUACCUGGAUGCCAAGAAUGCGAUUCUUGAGGAGGGCAUAUUCCGCCUCAGCGGCUCGAAUAUUGUCAUCAAGCAGCUUCGUGAGCGAUUCAACACUGAGGGAGACGUCAACUUGGUCACUGACGAGACUUACUACGAUAUCCACGCCGUUGCCUCGUUACUGAAACUCUAUCUCCGCGAACUCCCAACGACCAUCCUCACUCGUGAUCUUCACUUAGAGUUCAUGGCAGUGACGGAGAUGUCGGGUCAGAAGGAAAAAGUUGUCGCCCUGUCCGAGUUGGUGCAGAGACUACCGCAAGCGAACGCUACCCUACUGAAGUAUCUGAUCGCCUUCUUGAUCAAAAUCAUCAACAACGCAGACAUGAACAAGAUGACAGUCCGCAAUGUGGGGAUCGUAUUCUCGCCAACGCUGAAUAUACCAGCGCCCGUCUUCGCCAUGCUUUUGCAGAAUUACUUUGGUAUUUUCGGUCUAGAGCCCGAGGAGUAUGAGCUACCGUCCUCAUUCGCAGAGGCAGAUUCAGGCCGUGAGAGGUCCGGUUCCCUGCCGUCCAUGAACAACGGGCUCCCCAAUCGACCUUUGUAUGAUACGUCGCAGCAUGGGCGUCCUUCUACUUCGGCCGGGUCCAGCCAUUCCCCCCACCGCCAAAGAUUGUUGGAUUCAAGGCCAGGCCAGCAGAGGACGAGUGCCACGCCUCCACCUUUGUUGCAGGACCUGCAGAGUGCUCGAUCGUCACCCACGCCCCCGCCAAACUACCCGACCAGCCGUCCCAUGGCGUACGAGCCGCAGUAUAUGUCGCAAUCGUACCAAAGCAAUGGGUACCAUGGGUCGUCUCGUGGCUAUGACGGCGGUCCUGCCGCAUACGACCAGCCAAAGAGACGUGAAAGUGCGAUCUUCAUGGGCAACGUGGUUGGCCUGAACCCUCAGAGCUCCAAGAGCCGACUGCGAGAAGAGACGCAAUUCUAA